This is a messenger RNA of Anneissia japonica, 1881 nucleotides long. RefSeq names its product multiple epidermal growth factor-like domains protein 6. Lineage: Eukaryota; Metazoa; Echinodermata; Crinoidea; Comatulida; Comatulidae. The transcript is spliced from 10 exons. The record is from RefSeq and is a predicted model, not a curated record. Bases 25 to 1779 code for a protein of 584 amino acids. Gene Ontology annotation, molecular function: protein binding.
ACAGAUAGUAGCACAACAAUAACCAUGGGAAAGGUGUUCAAAAUAUCUGCUAGUGACUCACUGACUGAAGCAGCUCUACAGAAUCAAGGGGCAUAUGCUGGUGCUAAGAGACUAUUCAUACCCUAUGAUGGAAACUUCUUUGGAGUUUAUUACUGUAAAGGUGUGCGUAAUAGCGAAACAACCAUUGUGGAAACUACAGUUGUGGAUCUGAGUGGCGCAUUUAGUUCUGAUGUUAUACCAACAAACAAAAAAACAAGUAUCACAGCUUCUGUUGGUGAUUCUGUUACUGUAUCUUUUGAUGUAACGGGAUCUGGUAAUCACAUUUGGAGGAAGGAUGGUGAACUGCUAGAUAACUACGAGAACCUUUAUGAUGAUUCAAGCUUAACUUUUGAUAGUGUAAGCAUUGAAAAUGGCGGCAUGUAUGAACUUUACUUAGAGGGACAAAGGGAUUACUACAAACAUUCGUUUAUUGAACUUCUUGUGAGAGGCUGUCCUGCUGGCCGAUGGGGUGCACCUCGAUGUACAGGUGUUUGUAAUAAUUGUUAUAAUGGUGGCGUAUGUGAUGAUGAGACAGGGAAAUGUGUUUGUCCACCAGGGUUUCAAGGAGAAAACUGUAUGGAAACUUGUGGUGGUAAUAGAUUUGGAAUUACCUGUCAAAUUAGAUGUACAAAAAACGAAGCUGAUCCAAAAGACGCAUGUAAAGUCCAUCAAUUUUGCUUACCUAAUCCAUAUGGAUGUAGCUGUAUAACAGGUUAUACUGGUCUUAAAUGUCUAACAGAUUGUGGCUUUGGUAAGUUUGGUGCGGGUUGCAGUCAGGAUUGUCAUUGUACGUCAGGAGGCUGUAACCAGUAUACUGGAGAGUGUUUGUCAGGUACUUGUGCACCUGGAUGGUCUGGAAGCAACUGCCAAGUUCCAAGCAAUUGUCCUGUUGGUUAUUUUGGCUCAUCUUGUACAUUAAUUUGUCAUUGUCUUGAUAAUGUUGAAUGUGAUAAGAAUACAGGUGUAUGUAGUAAUAAUGCAGACUGUGCAAAAGGAUAUCAUAAAUACGACAGUCAAUUUUUUUGUGAAGCCUGCCAACCUAGGAGCUGUGGUUACUCUUGUGCCUUGACUUGCUAUUGUGACUCUGCCUCUUGUCACCAUGAAACUGGAUGUGAUGGCGGAUGCCUUGAUAAUUGGUUAGGAAACACCUGCACUACAGGAAUAAUUUCAAUUUCUAACGCAAAAGUUAAUCCACGUCAGAUGUCCACAUUUCAAUGUGACAUUCAAGGUGAUGUAACUGACACUACCAUUCAGUUCCUUAUUGAUAGUCAACCUGCUGCAGAAACUGGACGCACAAAAUCAAAUAGAGUUACAACAGUUUCAUUUACCGGUGAAGCAAAUCCUGAUGCUGCAUAUGUUUGCCAACUUACUAAGGAUUCUUAUAUGGCAAAUGCAACUCAUUCACUUACUACCUAUGUAUUACCAACAUACAAUGGAAGACCAGCCGCAGAGACGAUUACUGGAUCAUCAGUGAAAUUGAUGUGGAGGGAAUGGAGUACCAGCAGUGGAGAUAGUGGUGAUCCUCCCAUUAUUGGAUAUGUUGUAUAUUACAAACAAAGAUCUCUAUCAUCUGAGCCCUUUAGGCGAGCAUUCCAGGUUAGCGGUCUUACAGCCACAGUGACUGGUUUACACUGGGAAGAAGCAUAUAAAUUUGCUAUAGCAGCUGUCAGGGAAGGUGCUGGGGGUGAAGGUCCAAUGGGAAGUGUUAGGCCAACUACACCAACAGUUUGUGGAGGUUGAGGAGUCCAAGUGUUCAGCUGGUGUAGAUCAUUACACCAUAUCUUAUAGACCUGUUAAUACAGACAUGCCCAUGGUCACUAAUGAAACAACAGAAGAUUCUUA